Molecule: messenger RNA, 504 nt
Organism: Pristis pectinata (smalltooth sawfish)
Lineage: Eukaryota; Metazoa; Chordata; Chondrichthyes; Rhinopristiformes; Pristidae
Product: trafficking protein particle complex subunit 6b-like
Exons: 2
Coding region: 1-504 (167 amino acids)
Biological process (GO): endoplasmic reticulum to Golgi vesicle-mediated transport; regulation of GTPase activity
Cellular component (GO): TRAPP complex; trans-Golgi network; cis-Golgi network
Source: RefSeq, a predicted model, not a curated record
AUGAGAGAGAUUUCCAUACUAGAUGCUGGUGUGACUGUUGAAAUGUCCUUCCUGGAAAAGAGGCAAGGUUUUACUGGGAAAAAUUGCGAGGCCGAGCCUGGAGACCGAGGCCAUGGAAAAUGCAUUUCCACGUUGGAAGGAAUGGGUUUCCGUGCAGGACAAGGUCUGAUCGAAAGAUUCACUAAAGAAACACCUUUGUUCAAAGAUGAGCUGGACAUCAUGAAAUUUAUUUGUAAGGAAUUCUGGACAAACCUCUUCCAAAAACAGAUUGACAACCUGCGGACAAAUCACCGGGGAACCUAUGUGCUUCAGGAUAACCGAUUUCGUCUCCUUACUCCAGUGUCCAGUGGGAAACAAUACUUGGAAGAAGUGCCAGAGUUCUUGGCAUUCACCUGUGGACUGUUGAGAGGUGCUUUGUCCAACCUGGGAAUUGACAGCACAGUCACAGCGGAGGUUUCUGUGAUGCCACCAUGUAAAUUUCACGUUGUGAUCCAGACAUCCUAG